AUGAAAGCACUAUACAACAAUGCAGGCUUGUGCGAGGGCCGGCCCGUCAUCCCUCCCGGCCCCCCGACCAUUUUGUAAGCCCGGCCCGGCCUUAGCGAGCCUCAAAAAAAUGGCCCGCCCGGCCCGAAAUCGCCCUAAUUUUUUUCUAAUCGGAUAUCGAGUUUUUUACGACAGAAAUUACGUUUUUGCUCAUUUUUUCUAUUAAAGUUUAACAAAAACUAUUAUUUCAGAAGUAAAAGUCACAUUUCGGUGAAAAUUUUUUAAAUGAAAUUUUAAAUUUUUUUGAAGCCCGGCCCGGCCCGAGCCCACGCGGUCUUUUUCCUGAGAAUAAAGCCCAAAGCCCGGGCCAGGCCGGGCCGCCCGACCUGACGCACAAGCCUGCCGGUGGCUUAUUUUUAUGACGUCGUAUUUUUUAAUAUCGAAACGAAGCCAUGAAGUCUUUACAAGUUUCCACGUUCGUUUUUUACGCCUCUUUCGUUUAUGAUUUUCUCAAAAUUUAAUGUGAAAACUGUAACAAAAGGACGACAGCUUCUCAUUUUUUGUUUCACGAAAUGAAUUUUUUCCUGAUUUUUUUCGGCUUUUUUCCGUUCGCCAACGCUCUCGCCACUCGAUGCGUCGCAUUGGUAAUUUCGAUCUUUUAUAGUUUUUUUCAUAGUAUAUUUAAGAGUUUCAAAAUUUCACUUGCCAAUUCGUUUUCAUAAAUUUGUUCGAAAGUGCUCGGAACACCUUUAAAACGUAAUCAGGGGCGCUGGGUAGUAUUACAAAGAUAGAAAAAAUGUAUUUCGAAACCGUAGAUCAGUGAAAAAUGCGAAAAAAAGGAAUCAGGACCCCCGCGCGUGCGUGAACGAGUGAGUCUGAGCUAUAGUCUGUUUUGAAAAAAAAAACAUGUAUGUGACCGGCUGCUAUUUAUAUGGUACCUGGAUACUACCGGGUAUGUUUUCUGACGAGAGAAUGCUUUCCGGUACCAAAAAAUCAGCUAAUAAGUAGCUACCCGUUAUCUACUUGUAUCUAUAUACCUUUUAAUUCACCUUUUCAGAAAAAAAUCGCUGACAACAGCGUUCAAGUCGUGCAACUUGAAGAGCCACUGAAAAUCGGAGAUGCGGUUUCCUUCAACGUCACUGCCAGGCCUCAAUCUCCAUUGUAUGUUUUUCAUUUCUUGACUUGAUUGUUUCUGAUUCAAUAGAUGAUACGUUUACCAGAAUAUUCUUAGAAAUGUGUACAUGUAAGCUUUAAAUAACGCUUUCCAUAGAAAAGAUAAAGUUCAUGAGCCUUAAGUUUUUAUCUUGGAAUUCGAUAUAGAGGCAUUUCGCGCAAAAAUGAUGGUUGACACCAGUUUAUAUCUUUCCCUUUUCAGUGCUAUCAUCAGUUUCUAUGAAGGGUCCCCAAAAAAGCACGACCCAAAAAUUCUGGUUUCUCUCCACGUCAAAGUCAAUUUGAACUCGAGCAAAGUCAUCUUCAACACGAUGGCCGUAUGUUACAUUCUCGCUCCUCAAAGGAUUUUGUUAAAUAAUCACGUUUUUUUUUCAGAAAAGCGGUUGGUUCAAGGAGGAACCAAGGCAAACCACUGUUAAACACGGCUCGGAUUUCAAGAUUGAUAUUAAGUCUAUUUCAGUAUUUUCCUGAAGAAAUUUGUCAAUUCAGAGUCCUUGAAACGGCCUACGCGAUUUCCCUCAACGGAAAACUCAUUUACACUUACAACUACCGUGUGCCGACCUUUAGGAAAGUUCAGGCGAUUGGUUUCCAAGGAAUCCAGUUCAGAGAUUAUGGGUGAGCAAAAAGAGAAAGAAAAAAAAAACGAAAAUCGUUAAUUUCCAUUAACGCGCUGCCUCUGUACUUUUCAAAAUUUUCUCAAAAACAGCGGUACAAAAAAAUUUUUUUUUUUGAUUCCAAUGAAAUGGUAACCAUGUUAUCAUAUGACGUCAGGAUUGCGCACACGAUUUUUUGAGCCAUUUCCUCCAACCGUAACUGGGCUACGGUAGGAAGGUGGUCACAUGCGUAUCUAAGAAUUGACGAGUUUUCUCUGGGCAAGUUGUAUAUCAAUCGGUAGAUAAUGAAAUUUUAGAAACUUUUUUUCAGUAGAUACCAUCUUGGGUUACUAUAGAAAUUUUCAAGAUACGGUACUUUUUGUGUUCGCGACUUUGGUUUUUUGGUCACCCUACUUGAAAGUGUGUAGGUCAUUUAGUUUUUUUCUUAGUAAUAAUGAUAGACUUUAGAUUUUUGCAGGCUCUAGUGAUUUUGAAAAUAUAUUUUCAUUUGAAAACCUCGCGUCUUUUAAGUUGAUCGUUUUCUAAUUUUUUCCUGGGUCCAAUCACCUUUAUACCUGAAAAUCUUGAGUUUGCGUGUACGAGCCUUUGAAAGAUCUCACGUAGAAAGAAAAAAAAACGUCAAUUUUACAAGUUUAAGAUCCGAGUUUCUCUGUGUAAUAAAAAAAGACGAAAAAAAUAUGAAGAUAAAGGCAAAAAGGGAAUUUUUUUGAAAGUUUGCAUGAGAACAUCUGAGCGAAAUUGCAUUUAAAGGACGAUUUCAUAAUUAAUUAAAAAAAUUUAUAUUGUAAUUUUUCAAGAAUCGAAGCGGAUAGGAACCUAAAUGAAUUACGUGAGUUGGAUAAUUUACGUUCCUUUUUGAAGAUUUUAUAAUUACCUUUUUUUCCAAUUUAAAACAGUAAGGUUUGAAAAGACCGGAGAAAAAAACAGAUUGUUUUAUUUUUGAACAGUUCAGAAGUUUCGAAGAACAUAAAAAAGCGGAAAAUUCAGCGAGUGUCCGGCCAAAACCGGUGAAAAGAAGGAAGGAGAUUCGAAGUAUAUCAUUUUCAGCAACGGAAUCGUCAAAACUAUCUGUGAGUUUCCGGGGAAAAAAAAUUUUUCUUGGAUUUCUUUGCUGAAUCUUUUGAAAAUGUAGUUUGACAUAAAAAAAAUGUUCCCAUAAAAAUGUCACGCUAUUUUUAAAACCAAAAAUAUCAGGGAACAAAAAAAGUGAAACAACGUCAAAAUUCUUCACUGGAAGUGGUCGUCUUUCAUUUUUCUGGUAUUUUAAAAGCUCUAGAAAUGGUGGAGAAGGAAGAGGCAGCAUAAAUAUUGCAUAAAAGUCGAUGAAAUGGGGCAAAGAGGCAGCAAAAAUGGAGCCAUUUUUCACCCUUUCCGACUUUGUCUAUGUAGUUUAAUUACAUCAACUAAUCUGUCUUACCAUGAAAAAAAAAUAAAAACUUGGAAACUAAAAUGAAAAAAGAUAUUUUGUUAAACGUUUUCUGAUAAUCUCUUUUUGGAUUUUUCCGCUUCUUCGAAGGUCGAGGCGACGGAUGUAAAUCGGGCGAAACUUGGAUCUGAUCCGUCGCAUUCUGCUGCCAUUCAAGAGAAACCGAAACCUAUCAGUAAGUCAGAUCAGCUAUUAUUUGAACUGAUCAGCUAUUAUUUGAAGUAUUUUCCUUUUUGAAAAAAAAAGAUGUUGGUUUUAAAAGGCUUUUUUUUUAAACGCCGUCGCAAUAAGCAUGCGAAACGGUCGCGACGCGGUUUUUGACGCCAAGGUUAAAAGUUUUCUCAUUAGUAUAGUUCUUUUACUUUUUUCAUAAAAAUGCGGAAUAAUUUUUUUCGUUAGAUUACGAAAUUACGUUGGUUUAAGAAAUACCCGAAAAUGUCGAGAUUUUCGGGUUGACGCCGCUUUUUACAAACACUUUGUGAAGCAGUUUUGAAAAUAGUUCAGUUUAGCGCCAAUUUAGAAAUCGUCAAAUUUUUUCGCCCACCGCAAGUUUCAUAAUUGGAAACUAUAGCUGAUUCACGGCUGGCUUGAGCCAUCGAAACAUGGGUCCUGCCACGAAAAGAGACGAGACAGUGCCCUGGUUGGUGAAGAGUGCAGACAGGCCACGCCUUUUUGCGUCCCAAGCUAGCCGUGAAUCGUCUAUAGCAAUAUAGUCCGUCUUUUUCAGCCACUCAAGUGCCAACAAUUUCUACUAUAAAGGCCACUAAAACGUUAAAACCCUAAAGUGAUCACUGAAAUUUUUCUCAAAUCAUCAGAAUUUUUUUUCACAAAUCUUCUAAAACUUCCUCUUCAGGCUCUACUGUUCCUCCAACGAAGAAUCUGAAAAAUGUUAAUGGAACAAAAGUUGGCUCCAGUCAGUCCCACGCCAAUGGCAUCAAAGAAAAACCGAAACUUAUUAGUAAGUUUUAAGCGUUCAAAAUGCAAAAAAGGAAAAAUCGAAAAUAUCAAUAAAAAAAGUCUUGAUAUAGAUUUAUUCGGGAAUGAUUUCUACUCGGGCAAAAUCUGAAUGGUCAAUUAUGAGCGCUAGAAAGGAGAGGUUCAAAAAAGUCGCAAAAAGGUCGCAAAAAAGAUUCCCUUUAUAAAGCCUUUCAUUUUUUUUUUGGGAUUCUGAAGGCUCAAGGAAUAGUGGAAAAAGGGAGAGGCAACAAAAAUGGUGCAUAAGAGCCGAUGAAAUGGCGCAAAAAGGGUGUCUUUGUCAACCUAAAAGGAACAUUUUUAUGGAGCCUUUUUCUAUUUUUCCGACCUAUGUAGAGAAACAGAAAUUGAUUCAAAAGUUUUUUUUUAUUGAAAUCAAACAGGGAAAAAAAUUUUUUUUAGCAAUGUUGCUCUGUGUACAAAAUUCACGGUUGUCUUCCGCUUUUUUCAAAUUUCUUAUGAAGUUUUUUUCAAAUAUUUUUUCAUCAAACUUUUCUGAAAAUGUUGUCUUCAGGUUCGACCAGUCCUCCAAAAACCAACCGAAAAAUUGUCAAUGGGACUAAACUGGGCCCCACGCCGUCCAACGCCACUUCCAUCCGAAGGGAGCCAAAAAGAAAAAGUUAGUUUUUCCCUAUUUCUAUUGAAAUAUGACCCGAUAACUCGUUUCAAGGUGCCCCCGUGUUUUUCUUAUCGGAAUUCCUCAACCCCAAGAAGUCCACUCCCACCACUGUGAAACCGAAAUGA
This is a messenger RNA of Caenorhabditis auriculariae, 4911 nucleotides long. NCBI's taxonomy places the organism in Eukaryota, Metazoa, Nematoda, Chromadorea, Rhabditida, Rhabditidae. The record is from the annotation of a GenBank genome assembly.